Tripterygium wilfordii is the source of this 1338-nucleotide messenger RNA. RefSeq lists its product as uncharacterized. The transcript is spliced from 4 exons. The record is from RefSeq and is a predicted model, not a curated record. The coding region runs from base 1 to 1338 and encodes 445 amino acids. Lineage: Eukaryota; Viridiplantae; Streptophyta; Magnoliopsida; Celastrales; Celastraceae.
AUGACUUCCACACCCUUUGUAUGGGCUCUGCGACUACAAGAUCCACCAAAUAAAUUUUCACCCCGGACGUUUGCAAUCUAUCAUGGAAAAACAGAUCCUGUAGCACAUAUUUCAGCCUACACUCAUAAGAUGACUCUUUGGGCAGGUCGAGACAGACUCAUGUGCAAAAUGUUUCCGUCAAGCCUUGGGACAACAGCCGUGAAAUGGUUCCACCAACUUCCAGAGAAUUCAGUUUCGUCUUGGAGGGAGUUGGCCCGGAUCUUCGUAGCAAGAUUCAUAGCAAAUAGUCGAGAUCGAGCAACAUUGGAUACGCUAUUUGCUUUACAUCUGAGGAGAGGAGAAUCACUCCGGGCUUACGCUGCCAGGUAUUCAGAUACCUAUGCAGAUAUAGAAGAUUGUGAUGAAAGGACCGCAGUAGCUACUUUUCGCCUUGGGCUCCCUCGUGAUUAUAAAUUACGAGAGAGUUUGACGAUGGCUCCACCCAAGAGUAUGGCCGCGCUUCAGGACAGGAUUAAGCAAUACGUCAAACUGGAAGAAGACAAACAGGGGGAUCGACAGUUUGCUUCUCAAGAAGGGACAAAAAAGGAAAAUAAGAAAUCGCAGACAAACCGUAUUUUCGACGGCCAAAUAAGAUGUCAGGGGAUCCGUCCACUCGAAACCAGUCCAAAUGGUGUUUCUAUCAUAGAGACAAAGCAGGGUCAUCUUAAGGAAUUUAUUGACAAAGAGAAAACCGCUGCCGAAAAGAAGGCAGAACCUCAGUCAAAGGAGCGGGAAGAACCUUCACACUACGUGGUUAAUUUUAUUGAUGCAAUGGUACCGGAUGCACAACUUGGUGAUGCGAGACCAAGGGAGGCAACUGCAAUCACUUUCACCAAGGAAGAUGCAACAAGAGUGAUCUUUCCGCAUAAUGAUGCUCUUGUGAUCUCCCCGCAAAUCGGAGCAGCAACAGUGAAGCGAAUGAUGGUAGACCAAGGAAGUUCCGUGGAGAUCAUGUAUUAUUCACUCUUCCAGAAGUUAGGGAAAACUCAUGCAGAUUUGAUUCCUGUUCUGACACAUCUAGUGGGCCUUAAUGCAACCCCAGUUUGGCCGCUCAGAAAGAUAAGAAUGCCAGUCACGGCAGGUCCAAGAACAGUUGAGGUGAAUUUCCUUGUUAUAGAUCUACCCUCAACGUAUAAUACAAUCAUGGGCAGGACUUGGCUUCACUUAAUGGAGGCUGUUCCCUCAUCUUAUCAUCAGAUGCUCAAAUUCCCCUUUGGGGACAAAGAAGUGGAAAUAAGAGGAGACCAAGCUGCCUCAAAAGAGUGUUUAUGGCAAAAGCAAAGCAAGCAGGAAGAAUAA